This is a messenger RNA of Aspergillus luchuensis, 1026 nucleotides long. RefSeq names its product FPP/GGPP synthase family protein. Lineage: Eukaryota; Fungi; Ascomycota; Eurotiomycetes; Eurotiales; Aspergillaceae. The record is from RefSeq and is a predicted model, not a curated record. Gene Ontology annotation, biological process: isoprenoid biosynthetic process. The transcript is spliced from 4 exons. The coding region runs from base 1 to 1026 and encodes 341 amino acids. Gene Ontology annotation, molecular function: prenyltransferase activity.
AUGUUCAACCCGGCUACGCCUGAUGCCUGGAAGAUGAAUACUCCUUACUUUCCAUUUGUUUCUUCCGGGUUAUUUCCUGCAUCGGCACCCUCGUCGCCCACCAACUUAGAUGCCGAAGCUGCCAGUUCCCAACAAUCGGAAGCAAGCUAUCUGGAUAAGGAGAAGAUUGUCCGAGGGCCACUUGACUAUCUUCUGAAAUCCCCAGGAAAAGACAUUCGUCGGAAGUUUAUCCACGCCUUCAAUGAAUGGCUACGCAUUCCUGAGGACAAGUUGAACAUUAUCACGGAAAUUGUUGGAUUGCUUCACACAGCCUCCCUUCUAAUAGACGAUAUUCAGGACAAUUCUAAGCUUCGACGCGGCCUCCCAGUGGCCCACAGCAUUUUUGGUAUUGCGCAAACAAUCAACUCGGCCAACUAUGCGUACUUUCUGGCUCAGGAAAGGCUCCGCGAACUGAAUCAUCCCGAAACGUACGAAAUAUACACCGAGGAACUGCUCCGUCUGCACCGCGGUCAAGGUAUGGAUUUAUACUGGCGGGACUGCCUGACCUGUCCCACAGAGGAGGACUAUAUUGAGAUGAUCGCGAACAAGACUGGUGGCCUUUUCCGACUGGCUAUUAAGCUUAUGCAGUUGGAAAGCGAAACGAAAAGCAAUGUCAUCGAACUAGCAGACUUGUUGGGGGUGAUCUUUCAGAUUCGGGAUGAUUAUCAAAACUUACAGAGUGGACUAUACACCAAGAACAAGGGAUUUUGCGAGGAUUUGACGGAGGGCAAGUUCUCCUUUCUGAUUAUCCAUAGUAUCAACAGUAACCCGAAUAAUCACCAUCUGCUGAAUAUACUACGGCAGCGGAGCGAGGACGAUUCGGUGAAGAAGUAUGCCGUUGAGUAUAUCAACUCGACGGGUAGUUUUGACUACUGCCGGGAACGGCUCGCUUCCUUGUUGGAAGAAGCGGAUCAUAUGGUCAAGAAAUUGGAGAAUGAGGCUGGGCAGUCAAAGGGGAUCUACGACAUUCUGAGCUUUCUGUCGUGA